AUGGAGGUGGAGGUGGAGGUGGAGGAGGAGGAGAAGGGAGAGAGGGAAAGGAGGCAGCUGCAGAGGUGGCGGUGGGCAACGGAAGUGACCGAGGCAAUGGUGGAUGAGGUGAGAGCAGUAAUUGGUUAUAGAGGGUGGAUUCUGAGCAAAAUGUUGCCUGCAACAACACAAGAUAAUACAAAGGAUAAUGCCAUGUCGAGUUGCACCAGCAGCAAGGGCAUCGACAUGAAGAAAGUACUACGGCUGCUUCCUAUACGGUCUACUUGUUUAACGUACACAAUUGCCUGGGCAAAAGCUCGCACAUUAUUCACCAAGCAAGUAACUACUGUGGACAAAUCAAUAGGGCAUAGCUUCCAACUCCCAUCGGCUUCAAUAAGGAUGUUCAUUCCAAUCUCAAACACUCUAGUUGAGAAAAGAAGACUUGAAAUUGCUCGAAAUUAUGGUCUCAUUGGUGUCCCAAAUGCAAAGGUUCCUAUGAGCUUUUGGUGGCUGGUUCCUCAGAAUGCUUUUUCUUCACUAGCAUAUGCGUUCACCCAAAUGGGAUUGCAGGAGUCUUUCUAUGAUCAGGUGCCUACUGAAUUUAGAAGUCUGAGGCCCUCUCUAUCAUAUGGUGCAGUAGGCGUGGGGAAUUUCCUGAGCAGUUUUCUCAUUUAUCUUAUUGAUAAAACUACAAGUCGAUUUUGCACAAAUAGGUAG
Molecule: messenger RNA, 696 nt
Organism: Coffea eugenioides
Lineage: Eukaryota; Viridiplantae; Streptophyta; Magnoliopsida; Gentianales; Rubiaceae
Product: protein NRT1/ PTR FAMILY 5.10-like
Exons: 3
Coding region: 1-696 (231 amino acids)
Biological process (GO): transmembrane transport
Cellular component (GO): membrane
Molecular function (GO): transmembrane transporter activity
Source: RefSeq, a predicted model, not a curated record